Molecule: messenger RNA, 1635 nt
Organism: Trichomycterus rosablanca
Lineage: Eukaryota; Metazoa; Chordata; Actinopteri; Siluriformes; Trichomycteridae
Gene: ribc2
Product: RIB43A domain with coiled-coils 2
Exons: 7
Coding region: 1-1563 (520 amino acids)
Source: RefSeq, a predicted model, not a curated record
AUGCAGGAAAAGUCAGGGGAUCGAACAGGUGGAAAAGAACUUAGCUCUAGGUUGUCCUUAAUAAAAGGCAGCACCCCGCAUCCCUGCAGUAAGGGUGCAUGUAACCCUUUAACGCUGACCCUGAAGAAUCCAAAAAAAGGGGACAGCAGUGGCUCUCCAGGCUAUGGGAACUGCACCACUGUGCACUACCUGUUCCCAGAAGUGAAGCAGAAGGUGGUACCCCCAGCAUACAUGCCCUACAGAGGGAACUAUACCUGUUUCGCUAGGAGCACGGGGACCGUUGAGGUGGGUCAGUUGAAGUGGUGUGGAGACACCAUGGACGCAGAAAACACCUCAGACGGGUUCAAUUCCGGGUGGUUCAGCGAUCAGCGAGUUUCCAGGGCUGAUGUUUGGUGGAUGUGUGAUCCUAAGGUCUUAAGGUCCAAGCUUCCUAAGAAUUGGAGGGGAGGCUGUGCCCUGGUGCAGUUGGUGAUGCCACUAUAUGUGCUUCCAUUGGGUGGGGAGCCGGUGGGAAAGGAGACGGAUUCACAUGGCCGUGUUAAGCGAGCAGUCGCAGGCCCAUCGGGCUCUUUUGACCGACAUGUAUAUAUAGAUAACAUUGGAGUGCCCAGGGGGGUCCCUGAUGAGUUUAAAGCUAGAGACCAAAUUGCAGCUGGAUUUGAAACCGAUGGCCUCAUGCACAAUGACCGUACAGCAUGCUUACUGGCGCAAAUGCAGAAGAAAGAUGAGCGCCUUCAGGCUGAGGCCACUGCGCACUUCCGGAACCAGUUCCAGCAGCCCAGCAGCAGGCGUGAAUUUGACCUGAAUGACCCUGAUCUGUUAAAGAAGCAGGCUGGGGUGCGCAUAUUGCCUGGGUUGACAGGGGAGGACUUGUCCAGCAGGGAGAGGGCGAGGAGACAGCGAGAGCAGAUGAGGGACUGGACCCUACAGCAGCAACAGGAGCUAGAAGAGGCAAGGGAUUUGCAAAAAAUGGAAGAUCAGCAGUAUGAUCAAAGCCGAGUAGAGCUGGAUAACAAGGCUCUUGAACUGCAAAGUAUAGAGGAAGAGCUAAAGAAAACCACCAACAUUGCAGUCAAGGACUUCAACCAAGCUUUAGCAGCUGAAAAGCAAGAGCUGCGAGAAAAGGAGCGUCUCGAGGAAGAGGAGAACAAUAGAACGGAGAUCCUGAACCAUCUACAAGGGGAGCUGUUAAAUGAGAAGACCCAGUGGAACACAAGGGUGCCCGGGCUGCCGCAACCACGCAGGGACUGCUACAAAGGCAUGACACCUGAGCAGCUCCGACACUACACCGACUUUCAGCUGCAGCAAGCUGAGCAGAAGACGCUCAUUCGGAUGGAGCAGAAGGAAGAGCAGCUGCAGCAGGAUCGCAUACGUAUGGCUUCAGCUCGUGCCCUGUUGUUGCAGGAGAGACACCAGGCCCGAAUAAACAAGGAGCUGCGCAGAGCUGUGGACCAAACUAACAUGCACCUGGCUCAGAUCCAGCACACACAGAGAAAGAAGGAAGUUUACACCAACAUUCCAGAUGAGAGUUUCUUCUCCCAGUUUAAUACAUCCAGCAGAUAGAAAUCUACAUUAUACAACAUCACAGUCUGAACUACAGCAAGAAAUGCAAUAAACAUCCUCUCCGAUUCAAAA